UCUUUGGGUAUUUACGAAAUGGUAAAAAAACGAAGAGGAAAAUGAAAAAGUAACAAGGAAAAGAGAGAAAGGGAAAGAAACCUUUAAUGUAUUAGGGGAAUGUCUGAGGUAAUCGUGGCAUGAUGUAGUAGUGAUCAUGCGCAGUUGUAUCGACACCAUGUCCUCGACAGGAGACAUACGUCGAACCGUUGCAAAAGCUUUAAUUCCGCCCGUUUUGGGUUUUUUUUCCCCCUCGCACUUGCAUGUCAGCCUCGGCCAUCGAAAGCUUAAUGUUGAUUUAAGUCUGAAGUGUGGCAUAUGACGGCUUGCCUAAACGAUUAAGUCAAAGCUGAUUAUUCUGAGCCCAGGAAGGAUGACUCUCUCGGCAGACAGUGCACGCAGAAGUGAAGAUAUUUCUGCAAAAAGCCGUAGACUGUUCUCUUUCCUGUAACCUUAUCCUGUGUGUAUUAGUUGAAUGUGUAGUCACGUCUGCUUCACCCGCUCCUUUUUCUCAAGAGGUGGGGUCAGCGGACCGUACAGACAAAGUGGUUGACAUUUGCUUCUAGGAAUUCGAUCGUCGUUGACCCUACUAUUUUGAGGCUUGAAGGCUGCGCCUGCCAUAUAAAUCAUCCAACCAGCUGACCAGCAAAGGCAAAUAAAUAAUCAGCCAGUGAACUAAAAUGGAUGUCCUUCAUCUGCAGCGAUCGUCUGGUGAUUAAUACAACGACAUUCGCUGACGUCACUAAGCGAGUGACCGCCACUCUCGGCCGCCCUGCUUCUGCUCUUCCGUCUGUUAAUCGUGACUGGCAUCACACCGACUGCGACGAGCUGUCAGGCCGACCGCUGUUUUGAGAAGGAAUGAGUCGAUCAGGGUCUUCCUGGUUCACCAAACGCUUUUCUUCCAGGUGUCACUAGCUCUGUCUUGUCACCGCCUGUUGCAUCGACUGACGGGUUCUCCAAGUUUAGCUGCUUUUCUCUGAAGGGGAGCAGACAAAGAGCACCAUGAAGGUGUUCGGGCUGGAGAGGGACAACACAACUCUCUUCUCGACGCCCGACCCACGUGGCUUCUGCUACAGCGCGUCCUUUGAACUAUACCCGUUUCACGAGGGUCAAGACAAGGCUGUCUACAAAGGAAUUAUCAAUGGUAUCGGCCCACGAAGGGGAGAGUUCUGCGUGGUCAAAGCCAAACUGGACGCCCCGGGCGAGGAAGUAGACUGGUUGGAAACACAGACCAUUAUGCGCAAGGCGCAAGUACUGUCCAACGAGUUCAACGAUCUCGUAAAAUCACGAGCCAUCACGUUUGCGUGGCCCGUCAUGGCUGAAAUGGAAACAGUGUCAGACUUUACUCCCCUCAUCAGACUUUUCAAGCCACACGACAAAAAGUUACAGAAAGGCGAAAUGGUGUUUAUCGAAAAUUUCAUUGAGGGGAGCUUCCAGACCUUUAACUCCACCGUUGGGUGGGUGAACCCCGAGUCGAAAAGCGGAUGUGACGCAGGCCUUCUCGCACUACACCUGGCAUGCCACCCGAGAACUGGUGGUGUGUGGCCUGCAAGGCGUGAAAGUGGACGCGAGCUACCAGCUCACCACCCCUACCAUCCAUUCCUCACGCCGCGCCUUUGGCCGGACAGACGGUGGGUCGCCAGGGAUCACCGAGUUCUUCACAUCACACCGCUGCAACAACAUCUGCAGCUCCUGGCCAGGCCCAGACGUGCCCUCCUCGGCCCGAGGUCAGGACAGAGGUCAUGGGCGGGAGUACAUGGUGGCUGAUAGGCUGCAGGUGCACGGGACUGUAGGGGGCGUGAGGCGCGUUCAGAACCCCCGAAGGAACUGCAACGUUUACACUUCUUCCAUCCCCCCCUAUCUGUCGUACGUGCCCAAGGUUCCGUCAGCGCCGACCUUCGAAACCACGCGCUUCUAACCUCGUUAAGUGCAAACUCCUGAGACCUGAGUGUCCAAUGGAUGAAUGAGUCGUAUUUAUAUCAGUGAUAGAUCCGUGCGAAUGGUGACACCCUUUGAAACUAAACAUGCUGUGCACAAACCCCGACUUCUGAUGACGAUGAAAGAAAGUAUUUUCGGUGCUUUCCUACAAUUAUUCUGUACAGAACAAACACAAACAAAAAUAAAACAACUAAUAUAUAGCGUUAGUUAAAAUAUAGUUAUUGUCGUAUAUCUUGAUAAACAACAGAUGAGGAAAUCUACAGAACGUCUGGUAAUCUGGCACUCAGUCAGUAACCCAAAUUUUGAUCUUGAAGAGUAAAACCAUGAUACAACGGUAGUUCUAUACUACCAAUAUUUUUAAUGUCGGAUAUUUUAAUCAUGUCGACAGCGGAAAUGUUACCAAGCGAUCCUAAUUUCCAGGCACAAAGGAAAGACCAACGAGUUCAAAUGGUUACCAACAACAAUGAUUAAAACGUCUUUAGAAUGGUCGCUAACUGUUCAUCUGUUCAAGCAAUACAAUUCGCUCAAAAUGAAAGAGGUGUUAGAAACGUUUAACACUGUCUUCAGGAAUUAUUUUCUGUUUUGUGUGAUGGGUCCAUAUACUGCGCGUUUUACUCUUCUCUGUCAAGCUCAAAGAAUCGUUCUUUUAACAGAAAGAGUCAUCAGUCUGUGUACCCUACUGUUCGGAAAUGUGUGCAGUACCCAAACUAAAUUGGCUGAUAUUUGUUUGAUAUUGUAAUAGAUUAUUUUUAGAUAAAUUUUGAGGAAUGUAAUAUUUCUUACACCGUAUAAAAACACCAUAAAAAUUCUC
Messenger RNA from Pomacea canaliculata, 2728 nucleotides. RefSeq lists its product as uncharacterized. Bases 982 to 1746 code for a protein of 254 amino acids. Gene Ontology annotation, biological process: protein phosphorylation. NCBI's taxonomy places the organism in Eukaryota, Metazoa, Mollusca, Gastropoda, Architaenioglossa, Ampullariidae. The transcript is spliced from 4 exons. The record is from RefSeq and is a predicted model, not a curated record. Gene Ontology annotation, molecular function: ATP binding; protein serine/threonine kinase activity.